Molecule: messenger RNA, 3424 nt
Organism: Salvelinus namaycush (lake trout)
Lineage: Eukaryota; Metazoa; Chordata; Actinopteri; Salmoniformes; Salmonidae
Product: phosphoribosyl pyrophosphate synthase-associated protein 1
Exons: 10
Coding region: 280-1350 (356 amino acids)
Biological process (GO): purine nucleotide biosynthetic process; 5-phosphoribose 1-diphosphate biosynthetic process
Cellular component (GO): cytoplasm; ribose phosphate diphosphokinase complex
Molecular function (GO): magnesium ion binding; ribose phosphate diphosphokinase activity
Source: RefSeq, a predicted model, not a curated record
GACAGCAAAUCUAAAGAGGAGCUAGCCGCAAGCAAUUUAUUUCGCUCAACUAGCAUAACUGUCUUGGGAGAUUAUAUUUAUACUGGAUUUAAUAAGGUCUAAUAAUAACAAAGUGCAUUUUAACAUCAACGUCGCACGUUUUUGUAUCUUUCUUCGUAUGACUACCUAACAGUUAGCUUAGCUUGCUAGCAAGCUGCAAGUGUGGUAACGUUAGUUUGAGAAGAAGCCUGCUAGCGGUUUACACAGGUGCUAACGUUAGCUAGCUAACCAGCUGCCAGAAUGAAUGUCGCAAAAAGUGGUUAUCGGGUCUUCUCUGCCAAUUCUACUGCAGCAUGUACAGAACUAGCCAAGAAGAUAACUGAACGACUAGGAGUUGAAUUGGGCAAGUCGGUGGUCUAUCAAGAGUCCAAUAGAGAGACCAGAGUAGACGUGAAGGAAUCUGUUCGCGGCCAAACUAUCUUCAUCAUCCAGACCAUACCCAGAGAUGUCAACACGGCCAUCAUGGAGCUGCUGGUCAUGGCCUACGCCCUUAAGACCUCCUGUGCAAAGAACAUAAUUGGGGUCAUUCCCUAUUUCCCCUACAGCAAGCAGUGCAAGAUGAGAAAAAGGGGUUCCAUAGUGUGCAAGCUGCUGGCUUCCAUGCUAGCCAAAGCAGGUUUAACUCACAUCAUCACCAUGGACUUACAUCAGAAGGAGAUUCAGGGCUUCUUCAGUUUUCCAGUGGACAACCUGCGUGCCUCCCCCUUCCUGCUUCAGUACAUCCAGGAGGAGGUCCCAGAUUACAGAAACGCCAUUAUUGUUGCAAAGUCACCGUCUGCUGCUAAGAGAGCUCAGUCCUAUGCAGAGCGACUGCGUUUGGGCCUGGCAGUGAUGCAUGGCGAGGCUCAGUGUUCAGAGUCUGACAUGGCGGACGGACGACACUCUCCCCCCUGUGUCCGUAACACCUCAGGACACCCUGGGCUGGAGCUGCCUUUAAUGAUGGCCAAGGAGAAGCCCCCUAUCACUGUUGUAGGAGAUGUGGGAGGAAGAAUCGCCAUCAUUGUUGAUGACAUCAUCGACGACGUGGAGGACUUUGUGGCGGCAGCUGAGAUUCUGAAGGAAAGAGGAGCUUAUAAGAUCUACAUCAUGGCUACACAUGGGCUGCUGUCUGCCGAUGCCCCCCGUCUUAUUGAGGAGUCUGCCAUCGACGAGGUGGUGGUGACUAACACCGUCCCUCACGAGGUACAGAAGCUCCAGUGUCCCAAGAUCAAGACAGUGGACGUCAGUAUGAUCCUGGCCGAGGCCAUCCGCCGCAUCCACAACGGGGAGUCCAUGGCCUACCUGUUCCGCAACAUCACGGUGGACGACUAGGGCCAGAGACAUAGGGUUGAGUCUGUGCUGGAGGUGAGGUGUUAGGAGAAAACCGGUGGUAUACACGCUAUGCUCCCCUCCCCUCUCCACAGUCCUAGAAGUGCAUACUGUCCCUGUUGUCUGCACCUUCACACACAGCCUAGUUCAGAUGACUAGGACGAGGGGGAGUACCGUCAUCAUAUCCCCUCUUACAAACCAAUAAAAUGCAUUUUCAUCAGCUUUUAGUGCCCGAAACAUAACAUGGAGUUGCUCAAUAAAAGUGAUAAAAGAAACAAAAAGUUAAGCAAUACUAAAAGGUUGAUUUAACAUGCAUAUUUGUUGUCAGGUCAUUUGUGUUUUUUUUGCCUUACUAUGCUAAGGUCUGGCAAACCAGCAAUGCAUGAAUUACUGUACCUCACCUCCAUGGUAGUUUUGAUGUCUUAUUUAAUUCCUCCAUGCUUCAAGAUAUGAAGGGAUUUGUUAUUUUGUUGGUUCAUUGUUCACUGUUUUUCCCACCUGAAUAAAAGGUGUAGGGUGAGUGUUAUGAUGAAAACUAGCUUUCCUUGUCUAGCCCAGGGGUGGGAAAAAUAUAUCUGUAUUGUUUGGGGGGUGGCGGAAAUUAUUUUGGGUCGAAAAACUCCAGGCCACUCUUGAACGUCUGAAGCUAGAUAAAAAGUAUGUAGAAAUUAUAAUGGACCGAUAUUUUUUUCAAACUGCCCUUUUUCUGGCCCACAAAUUGCUUUUGAAAAAAAUCUGUGCGGCCUUCUGAUAAAUGUUGAAAUCCCGAUGUGGCCCUCGAGCCAAAAUGAUUGCUCACCCCUGGUCUAGCCACUGUCAACAUAUCUAAUGAUGGCUUUUUCUUCAGUUCUCCGUUAUGAAGGAGGGUGACCGUAUUUCACUCUGUUGAAGUAUCUUCCCAAUAACAUCACUUAUUACUUGAAUCAUUUCCCCCCCACCUCUGGCCCUCCAGGCCUACCGAGCACUGUGACUGCUUUGCAUUUAGAUGCAGGUGUGUUAAUGCAAAACCUACCGAGAACAAAGCUAAAGGAACCCUAGUACAGCAGCUCCCAACCAGUUCUGUGUUCUGUGUGACACCUAAGCCUCGUGAAUUCAGGCUGACUCACCAAAUACAUCUAAUAAGACCACAUGUAUUGUCUACCACCACACAUUAGGCCACAGAUUAGGAACUUUUGACCCACCAUGUUUGAAUCCCAAACACUGUCCUAGUCAUUGUUACUGUAUUGGUCCAGUCAGUCAACUGUUCUCUGUGUAACUGUAACAAAUGUCAUGAUUGCAACAGAUCGUUGGGCAAACUGUAUAACAUCAGCUGGAUAUCUGAAUGGAUAUAACCUUUUAUAUUAAAGGGGGAUAUGACAUCCUGACUCUGAAGUAGACUUUCCUAUAUAGUCUUGUUGCUUCUCAUUGGCAUUCAGAAAGACUGACAAUAUAUGCAUUAUGUGUCCAUGCUGCGGUCAUGGUUUUGAAUAUAGAAAUUGUAAUCGUGACCCUUUACCGUAUGAUGUAUGGAAUUGUGGUGUCAACUUGCUGAUCAGGAGGACUGAGAUCUGUCAUGAUGGAUGCCAUUUAGUGUCCCCUGUGAAAAGAUGUGGACUAAUAGUCAAACUGAUGUUCAAGGGAAGUCAUGUCUGAACAAUCUGUUGGAGCUUUAAGCCCUAGGAGAUAUGCUUCUGAGGCAAAUGCAUAAUGUAUGUGAAGGAAAAACGCUCUUAAUGCUUGUGCCUAUGUCUCUGGUACAGCAAAGUCUGCAAAUGUAAAUGUGUUGCAUUCCGUUCGGCAGAACUUUCUCUUUACCAUUCUUUGUUACUUUUGUUGUUGACAUUCGUUCCUUUGUUAUCCUGUAGGAUGUGCUAAUUGUAAACCGCUAACUAUACCUGUGUGUGGUACAGACAUGAGGAAAGGUCCUUCUUGGAGAGAGAUAGCUGUUGCUAUGCCAACUCAUAUCCAUGUCUUCCGAUAGCACGUUGAUUUGUUACUUCAUUCUCAUUGUCUGAUCUUGAUGUAGCCUAUUUGUGAGUUUAUGAUUUAAUCGAAUAAUUGGUGUCUGCAUCCAAUUUUUUGUAAGUUAAAAUAAACC